Protomyces lactucae-debilis is the source of this 2463-nucleotide messenger RNA. RefSeq names its product NUC169 domain-containing protein. Lineage: Eukaryota; Fungi; Ascomycota; Taphrinomycetes; Taphrinales; Protomycetaceae. The coding region runs from base 22 to 2373 and encodes 783 amino acids. Gene Ontology annotation, molecular function: ribonucleoprotein complex binding; protein binding. The record is from RefSeq and is a predicted model, not a curated record. The transcript has a single exon. Gene Ontology annotation, cellular component: PeBoW complex; preribosome, large subunit precursor. Gene Ontology annotation, biological process: ribosome biogenesis; maturation of LSU-rRNA from tricistronic rRNA transcript (SSU-rRNA, 5.8S rRNA, LSU-rRNA).
GGGCUCAUCUAUCUACGCGUUAUGUUGAAGCGUACUCGCACUCAGGCGAAAGCUGCCGCAAAGACUGCAUCCGUUGCUGAGGCGCAGGAUGACUUACUGUCUGACGACUUUGAAAUCAACGACGAGUCAGCGGAUGAAGGGAGUGAGCAUGGAUCUGAUAUUCCAGAGGAAGACAUCAAGCGCGCGAUAGAGGCCGCGAUGCGUGGUGAGAUUCUUGAAGAUGAGGAAUUGGAUAGCGAUGAGCUUGUUCCGUUGUCUGACGAGGAAGACGUUGGUUCCGAGCAGGAGGCUAAGGAGGAGGAUGACGCGAGCAAAGCUGGCAGUGAAGAUCCCUCAGAGGAGGACCCUGAUGUCGAUGAGCUCGUCUUCACUGAUUCUGACGACUCUGAAGAUGGCGAUUCCCUUUUUACAGUGACAGGUGCCGAUGGUGAGCCGAGAAAGAUGCGACCAGAGAUCCAGGCCGGUUAUGAAAGUGAUUCAUCUACAGAGGAAGCAGGCAACACUGUGGGCAACAUUGACCUUGCUCUCUACGACGCUCUUCCUCACUUGGGCUACGACAUCAAUGGAAAGCGCAUCAUGCGCCCAGCUGUUGGUAAAGCGCUCGAUGCACUUCUGGAAACAAUGGAAGGCAGCGAGGGCUAUACUGGCAUCACAGACCGCAAUACUGGUCUCGAUGUCAAACUCUCCGAGUCAGAGCUUGACAUCAUCAAGCGCAUCAAACGUGCAGAGAUGCCAGAUGCCGAUUACAAUGCAUAUGAGGACUACGUCGAUUACUUUUCAGGUGUCGUGGAGCAGUCUGCGCUCUCUGGUGCAACAGAACCCAAGAGUCGUUUUGUACCCUCCAAGCACGAGCAAAAGCGUGUCAUUCGCAUUGUGCGCGCUAUUCGAGAAGGCCGCAUUGUCCCCAACAAGCCGGUGUCGACACAAUCAGACAAUAAGCGCCUGCAGCACUACGAUGUGUGGGAGAAUGAGGUAGCUGUGCCUGACCACAUUAUGAACAUUCCUGCACCAAAAAUGUCUCUGCCAGGCCAUGCAGAAUCUUACAACCCACCCGCUGAGUAUUUGCCCUCGAAGGAGGAAGAAGAAGCAUGGCUCGCUGCAGAUCCUGAAGACCGCGAUCGUGACUUUAUGCCCAAGAAGUUUGCCAGCUUGCGUGUUGUCCCUGGCUACAGCGACCUCCUCAAAGAACGCUUCGAGCGCUGCCUGGAUCUCUACCUGGCGCCGCGUGUUCGUCGCAACAAGCUCAAUAUCGACCCAGAGUCACUCGUCCCCAAACUUCCCUCUCCACAAGAUCUGAGGCCCUUCCCAACCAAAUGUUCGCAUAUCAUGCGCGGACACACGGGCCGGGUUCGUUGCUUGCAUGCGUCACCAGAUGGCAAUUUCCUGGCGACUGGUUCAGAUGAUGGAACCGUCAAGUUUUGGGAGGUGCUGACGGGUCGAUGCCUGUCGAGUGUGCCGAUGCCAGAAAAGGAGCCCGUUCUCGCUGUACGAUGGAGUCCAAACGCCAAAGUAGGACUCUUGCUGGUCAGUGCCGGCGAGUAUGUCUACUUGAUGACGCCACCGCUUCUCUUCUCUGAUGAAAUUGAGAUGGAAACAAAGCAAGCGAUUCAAACGGGCUACGCCUACCAAGCACAACAAACCCAAACGGCAGCCAAGAAGGAACCGCCAUGUAAGUGGCUCAAACCCACAGACUCACAGCAAGACCAAGGAUUCUUGCUCGUCUUGGCUGUUCGCAAGCAAAUUAAACAAGUGGAUUGGCACCGCCGUGGCGACUACUUUUCAACAGUAUGCCCUGAUGGCAGUGCGUCGGGUAUUUUGAUUCAUCAGAUGUCAAAGCACGCAUCUCAAGCUCCUUUUGCAAAGACCAAGGGCGCCAUCCAGUCGGUUCUCUUCCAUCCGACGAAGCCAGUCUUGUUUGUUGCUUCACAGCGAUACAUUCGCGUUUAUGACCUGCAAAAGCAAGCAUUGCAACGCACAUUACAAUCCGGUGUGCGCUGGAUCAGUUGCAUGAGCAUACAUCCCGGUGGCGACAAUUUGAUAAUUGGCUCGUAUGACAAGAAGCUUGCCUGGUUUGACUUGGAUCUCUCACCGAGACCUUACAAAACCCUCAAAUACCACACGAAGGCUGUGCGAGCGGUACAGUAUCACGACAGAUAUCCGCUGUUUGCCAGCAGUGCAGAUGACGGCACGAUUCAAUGCUUCCAUGGCCAGGUACACAGUGAUCUGAGCAAGAAUGCGCUCAUUGUACCACUCAAGAUUCUCAAAGGACAUGCUGUAGAGCAGAGCCUGGGUGUUUUGGAGAUUUGCUGGCACACCAAGCAGCCUUGGCUAUUUAGUGCAGGUGCUGAUGGUACUGUGCGUAUGUGGACAUAGUUUCUCAAUUGUGAGCUGUUGAUAUCAUACUGCCGGCCUCUCUCGAGGCACUUUUAGAUAUAUGAUUGUGUAUAUAUGAUGCUAUCGAAC